Molecule: messenger RNA, 2460 nt
Organism: Piliocolobus tephrosceles (Ugandan red Colobus)
Lineage: Eukaryota; Metazoa; Chordata; Mammalia; Primates; Cercopithecidae
Product: cell wall protein RBR3-like
Exons: 1
Coding region: 5-1972 (655 amino acids)
Biological process (GO): signal transduction
Molecular function (GO): receptor ligand activity
Source: RefSeq, a predicted model, not a curated record
CCAGAUGAGCUCUGAGACCAAGCCCAGCUCUAGAACCCAGACAAGUUCUGAGACCAAGCCCAGCAUUGAGACCAAGCCCUGUUCUAGAACUCAGGCCACCUCUGAGGCCAAGCCCAGCUCUAGAACUCAGGCCAGCCCUGAGACCAAGCCCAGCUCUAGAACCCAGAUAAGCUCUGGGACCAAACCCAGCACUGAGACCAAGCCCUGUUCUAGAACUCAGGCCACCUCUGAGGCCAAGCCCAGCUCUAGAACCCAGAUGAUAUCUGAGACCAAGCCCUGCUCUGAAGCCCAGGCCAGUUCUGAGAUGAAGCUCAUCUCUAGAAUCCAACUGAGCCCUGACAACAAGCCAAGCUCUGGAACCCAGACAAAUUUUAAGACCCAGACCAGCUUGGAGACCAAUCCCAGUUCCAGAAUCCAGGCUAGUUCGGAGACCAAGCCCUGCUGGAAAACUCGAGCUGACUCUGGAACUCUGGACAGCUCCACAAUACAGCCACACCUGGACACUCGGUCUAGCUCCAGAACCCCAGUUAAUUUUGGAACCCAUGUGAGAUUCAUGAAGCAACCCAGCUCUGCAACCCCAGCCAGCUCAGGAUUCAGAGACAGCUCCCAAACCAAAUCCUAUUCAAGAACUCAGACCAGCCCAGAAACCCAGGUCCACACAACUGCCCAGUCCAGAUCCCAAGCCCAGUUGCAUCCAAGUACCCAUCCCCAUCCUGCAGCCCAGUCCAGCGCCAGUGAUGAUUCCAGCUCUGAGACUGAGCCCAGCUCUAGAACCACACCUAGUGCUACAACCAGGCCCAACUCCAGGAUUCAGACCAGCUCUGGAUCCCCAUCCAUCUUGGAAGCAAGGCCCAGCUCCAGCACACAGCUUGGUGCCAAGCCCCACUCUCCCUGCAGAAUGCAGGUCAGCUCUAGAAUGCAGACCAAUUUCAAGGCCUGGCCAAGCUCCAGAGCUCAAUCCAGCCCAGGCACUGCACUCAACUCUAGAACUCAGCUCAGUUCUGGAGCACAGGCUGGUUCUGAAAUCCCAGCCAGCUCCAAAACACAGACAGUGGCUGAGACCCAGCCAAGUUCCAGAAUCCAACUAAGCUCUGGAGUCCUACCUAGUCCUGGGACCCAGGCGAUUGCAGCAACAGAGUUAAGUUCCACAGCCCUGUCUAGUUCUGACAGCAGGCCCAGCUCCAGGACCCAGCACUGCCCAGGAGCUCGACCAGCCUCUGGGACUCAAUUCGCCUCUAAAACCCUGCCAGGUUCUAGAUACCAGCUCCAAACCACAGCCCCAGACAGCUCUGGUAUUCAACUAGACUUUGGGAAGCAGAUCAACUCUGGAAGUCAGCCUAGCUUUGGAACUCAGCCCAGCUCUGGGACCCAGAUAAGCUCAAGAAUUCAAGCCAGCUCUGGAAGUCAGCUUAGUUCUGGAACGCAGCUGAUUACUGGAGCCCAUCCCAGCUCCAGAACUCAGCCUGGUUCUGGAAACCAGCUCAGCUCUGGGACCCAGGCCCAUGCAAAAAUUCAGCUCAGCCUUGGAGCGCAUCUUAGCUCCAGAACCCAGUCUAGUCCUGAGACCGGGCUCAGCUCUGAGGCUCAGCCCAGCUCUGGAACCCAGAUCAGCUCUGGGAUUCAGUUCAGCUCUGAAACCCAGGUCAGCUCAAGAAUUCAGCCCGACUCCUUAAAGUCCAGAACCCAGUCCAGCUCCGAGACUGGGCUCAGCUCUGAAACCCAGACUGGCUCAAGAAUUCAGCCCAGUCCUGGAGCCCACCUUAGUUCUGGAACCCAGGCUGUUUCUGGAACCCAGUCCAGUUCCAGAACUCACAUCAGUUCAAGAAUCUGGCUGAGCCCUAGAAAUGGGCUCUCCCCACAGACCCCUGGCCUUGACCCUAGAAUCCAGCUUGAGGCCCCUGCCGCAACCCAACCUCAGCCCCCAGGCCCACCCCGCAGAGACCCCACCCCAGCCCCUAGCAAAGACCCCUAGCCUCUGCCUCAGCCUCAAGAGCAGGUGCGUGGCACCCAGGCCAGCCUUGGCCCCAUCCCAGGCUUAUCCCCAGCCUCCUACCUGGCCCCUCAGCCACAGGUCUCCUCAACCCCCCAGAAGCCAGCCGUCUCUCCCAAGCCCCAGGUGGGACCCCAGAAAUCCACCCCACGCACCAUAUCUGUCACUCUUAGUCCUGCCCCCAGAGGCCUCCUGAGUUCCCAGCUGUCUGAGUCCCCAGCUCUGGCGCCUGCCCCUUCCCCAACUCUGGAGGAGCCAGGGCCCCACGCUUACCGUGGGGGGUCGUAGCUUGGCUGUGACCUAGCCCUGACUCAUGUGGUUCUCACCCUCUCCUGUCCCUCCCAGCCUGGGCCCCCCAGAAGCAGCAAGUGACCUUAUUUCCCCAGCAGGCGGUGGGGGGGGUGGUGUGUGGUGGUGAAAACAGGGGCUUCGGUUUCACCCGCCCUGGCUCAGAUCCAGGUUCUUGGAGG